This is a messenger RNA of Lycium barbarum (goji berry), 1354 nucleotides long. Its product is annotated as E3 ubiquitin-protein ligase At3g02290-like. The coding region runs from base 450 to 1127 and encodes 225 amino acids. The transcript has 5 exons. The record is from RefSeq and is a predicted model, not a curated record. Gene Ontology annotation, molecular function: ubiquitin-protein transferase activity. Lineage: Eukaryota; Viridiplantae; Streptophyta; Magnoliopsida; Solanales; Solanaceae.
AAAAAGAGGGAGAAGCCAGGCCUGAGGUAUUCUGUAUUGAUUGAGGUAUUUUCUAUUGACGCGUAUCGGUGCUUAUAUGUUGACGAAAAUUCAACAUCGGCCCUUAUGUACAAGCAAGCAAAACUAAAACAAUCCAAAAUCAAGAAUUCUUGGCUUCUCUCUUUUCUCCAACACAAUCAUCCAUUUUGUCUCUCCAUUUUUCUUAAGUUUGAGGUGUUGAGUUUAAUACUUUUUGUUUCCUUAAGGCCUUGAUCAGAAAGGGCAUUCACUCAUUCGGGGUCUCCUGAAGAGAGCGGGUGCCCAAUUUCCUCGCUCCUAUUUAGUUACUCCAAGUUCCGACCACAACAACUUUUGCUUCUACAAUCAGGAAAUAGAGAACAAUUGGUGAUUGUCGAUGACACUUGAAAAGGUUUUUGAGGUACCAACAUAGGUUGUAGGUGAUAGAUACCAUGGGUGCAGUUUGUUGCUGCUUGCGAGACGAAUGUGAAGAUUUUGCCAACCCAAACAGCUCAAUGUAUAGGAACUGUAUAUGCCUUCAAGGUCUUGUUCAGAACUUCUUGCAUGUGUAUGCAUCACUUUUCCAUAGAGGAGAACGACAUGUCAUUCCUUCAUCUGAACAAGGUGCAGCAUCAUUGAGUUCUACAGCAUCUCUUGAUGACUCGCUAUCUGACGUGUACCGUUCUCCUCCGAGACCAAUGCCUUAUGAUGCUGAUCCAAGAUAUUUCCGCUUGCAACAAGAUGGACAAGUCUCAAGAAGGGGGGAGAAAGGCUCAAGCCGCUCACAUGAUGAAACUGAACCACUACAAAGAAGUUUCGAUGACCCUGAAUCGUUAAGUGAUGUAAAUAAAUGGAGUCAGCCUACAUUUGAAGAAGGAUCAAAAGAAUACAACAAAUCUUCUGUGGAAUUCUCAACAGCUAAAAUGGCUUCUGGAGAUGCUCAUAUCUAUUAUUAUUCAGAAGAUGAAGAUGUCUGCCCGACAUGUCUUGAAGAAUAUACAGAGGAAAACCCAAAAAUAAUGACAAAAUGCUCUCACCAUUUCCACCUGAGUUGUAUAUAUGAGUGGAUGGAAAGAAGUGACAGCUGUCCAGUUUGUGGAAAGGUCAUGGCAUUUGAUGAAUCGACCUGAUCUUUGCUGAAGAAGUUACAGUUGGGGGUGAAACCAGCAGUAGUAAGGGAUUAUAAAAUCGGAACAGAUGAAUUAAAGUCUGUGUGAAUACCAUUUUGCUAAAUAUGUUGUGUAUAGUGAAUACAAAAUAAGUAAUUGCUGAACAUAUCCCUGAUUAAUGCUUGAGUUUCCAUAUUGUUAUUGUUUUCACAUUAAUAUUGCACCCCCAGUUUGGUGGAUUUUCCAAA